AUGAAGUCAAUAAUAAUUAUUAUAGUUAAUAUAGGAUUGUUAAUUUUAGAUUCUCCUUCUGUUAAUGCUAUGAUCAAUUAAAUAAAAAUUAUAAAUAUAUGGCAUACUAUUAUUAUAUGUAGUUUUUAUGAUUCUAGUUAAUUAUUAAUAUAAAGGGAUUGCUAACCUAAAUGUAGACUUAGAUAUAACUAUAUAAAGAAUAUGAAGAUUGUAAUAAUACUUUAAAUGAUUUAUGCAAUACUUGCCAAUUUCAAAGUCCAAAAAUUCUUAAAUUUAAAAUUAACUAACUACUUUACUUUGUCCAAAUGCUUGUGUGAAUGUAAAAUCUUCAUUUGA
This is a messenger RNA of Paramecium pentaurelia, 336 nucleotides long. The record is from the annotation of a GenBank genome assembly. NCBI's taxonomy places the organism in Eukaryota, Ciliophora, Oligohymenophorea, Peniculida, Parameciidae.